CUGUGCUUCCACUGGCACUGACCAUGUGGCAUCCGGCUCACGGAUAUUAGAAUGGAAUCAUCGACCCACUCAUUCAUGUCACUAUAUUCACUAUCAGACUUCAUAGUUCAGCGGCUCACGGGAUUCUCAAAACAACUUCCUUUAUAAACCACAGACGAGGCUUGGACCUCCCCUCACCGUCCAGUUCUUCAUCGGACUUCGCACCCGAAGACAUGUAUCAACUGCUGAUACUCACGUCAAUCUACCUGCACACCGUUGUGCUCGGUCUGCCAACCUAUACGAGUCCCUGCUCUCCCACGAAUGCUGUGACGUUCUGCACGCCGUGGUUGAGUCCGCAGACAAUCCAUGCCAGUGCCCACAAUACCCGUGAGGACCACGCGCCUACACGCGACUGUGGUCCGUGGACCAUCGCCAUCACGCGGGGAGACCACCCCGUCCACGAGGAGCCCACACCCACACCCGACACGUUCGUGGCAUACUUCGCCCGCGAAGAACUCGCACCUGUGUCUGACUUGUUCGGAGGGUACUUACAUAGCCCGUGAGGGCCCCGAACUCAACCCGGACGCGUUCAGCGAUUACUUCAGAGGAUGACUGAAGCCUGGCCCCACCAGCACUUCCCCUUUCACCACCUCUCGAGCCUUACACCUAGCACGUCCUACGUAUACACACUUCUUUACUGUCGUCACGGUACUUGUCUCGAUCACAUCGAUUGUCAUCUCGGAAGACGGACCCACUGGCU
This is a messenger RNA of Fomitopsis serialis, 739 nucleotides long. RefSeq lists its product as uncharacterized. The transcript has 2 exons. NCBI's taxonomy places the organism in Eukaryota, Fungi, Basidiomycota, Agaricomycetes, Polyporales, Fomitopsidaceae. Bases 213 to 542 code for a protein of 109 amino acids. The record is from RefSeq and is a predicted model, not a curated record.